Molecule: messenger RNA, 1968 nt
Organism: Paraglomus occultum
Lineage: Eukaryota; Fungi; Glomeromycota; Glomeromycetes; Paraglomerales; Paraglomeraceae
Source: the annotation of a GenBank genome assembly
AUGAAUAGCAAUCAGAAAAGAUUAUAUCCCUUCGAUUCACCGACAGCUACUUCAAUGUUAGCAUCAGUCAUCGAGGAACCCUACUUCACUGCGUCUGACGUUCCAUUGUAUAAGAAGAUGUCUUUGGCUUCGUCCAACAUAAACAAUACGCCAAACACAGCACUAAGUAGUUUUAAAAUGCCUAAUACCAAAAUUGUAACAAGACCAGCAUCUCCCGUAUCUUUAUUGGAUGUUAAUUCGGCAUAUAAUAAUCAGUCACUUGACACAUUCAAGAAACCUCCCGUUUCUCCGGGAAUCAGAGGAAGAAGACAGAUGAAGAACUUGCAAUUAGUUGUGCCUCCCGUUCGCUCUUCCAUCUCCGCUCCGAGUUCUCCUCAACUUCCUCAACAGACGAAACAAGCGGCUCACGGUCACAACAGACGUCCGUCGACUCCAAUUUGCAUCUAUCAGAAUAAAACCGGUGAAUCGCAUUCUAACCCGUCUGCUGAUCCCAUGGUAUUGAUUUCUAGAACUGAGAAUGCAAUCGCUGAAGAACUGCCAUACAAGGACGAGCCGAUCUGUAUAUUACCUCAUUUUUACUUAGGCUCUGAAUUGAACGCAGCAAAUCGCGAAAUGCUCAACAGACUCAAUGUCGAAUACAUUCUUAAUGUUGCGAUGGAAGUACCAAAUCCCUAUAUGAUGGACAUUAUAAAUAAUCAGAAGAACUCGCAAUAUCUCCAGUGCCAGUCAAUAUCACCCGGAUUAUCGUCUUCUUCCUCUAUAUCAUCAGAUUCGAGCUAUCGAACUGCAGUCACGUCUCCGAUAGCACCCGCAAUACACGCCAGCUCUCCACUACCGAGUGAUGCGUCAUGUAACAGAUCAAACUCGUUAAUCAAACAAUCACCAUCGCGACCAAGCUCACUCUCAGCAAACUUGCAAUCACCAGACGGUCCAAUGGGAUCAGGCGUUCCGCUGACAGUUCCAGCCACAGAUGAAUUCAAGGCGAUGAAGUAUAAGAAAUACUUUUGGACUCAUAAUCAAGACAACUUGAUUUCUGACUUUGAACACGCGUUUGCAUACAUUGACGAGGCACGCUCAGCCGGACGCAAUAUACUUGUCCACUGUCAGUGUGGAGUGUCACGUUCAGCGUCACUAGUCAUUGCUUAUGUCAUGAAGACUAAUCGUAUGACACUUAACCAAGCCUACGAAUUUGUCAAAGAUCGGAGUCCAUAUAUCAGCCCCAACAUGAGUCUAGUCUAUCAACUGGUCGAUUUUGAGAAAACUUUAAAACUCAAUAACACUGCUGCACCGCAGCCUUCAGAGUCGCGCAAAAGUCAUUCCCGCAAUUCGAGCAUCGAAAGCGAUCUUUUACUCAAGGGCCAUCGGAGGAGUAAUAGUUUGAGCAGACCCAACUCUAUUAUAGUUGAUUCUCCCCCACGUACUCCGCUGAUAAUUUCAUCCGAAUCGUUACAGCCGUUCUCUCCGAACGUAGGUCAGCAAACAACAAUCAAGGGUGAUUCAGGUCGAUUCCAUGUAAUAACUGCGACGUCGCUAUCGACACCGACGACUCCGUCACCAGCGACACCGUCGCCAGUGACUCCAUCGACCGCAUCGACGCUGUCGCCAAGUACCCCGUCAACGGGUCGGUCGCGACGAUCAUCACGUCCACCGCCAUUGUCGAACAAGCAGAGCUCUUCGUCGCUUAGUGCAAAAUCUCCGAAUCGGACGGCUACAACGCCUCUAAGUCCUAGUUUUCCUCAGAAUAGCACUCCGAUGGUAAUGGAUUUUCCGCAAUUUGGACAAGAUCCGAUGUUUGGGUUUAGUUAUCAAAAUGGGGAUGUAAGCAACGUUACAGGGGUGAUGGUUGGUGGAAAUGUGGCUGCCGAGAUGUUUAGCAAGCAGACGCUUGAUAGUAUAUUUUCACCGACAAGGGCUUCGCCUCCUGUUACUGUGACAAAAUUCAGCGAUUUGUGGUCUGAUGAUGAGUAA